AUGUCGAGAAAAAUAAAAGAAGCUAAAAAAUAUUUACGGAACGGCAAAUUCACCGACGCGGUUGAUAAAUUCAACGAGGCAGGACAUGAGCUGUACGAUGCUGGAGAAUCAGACCAAGCAAUCGAAGUUUUAGAAGAAGGCGCAAAAAUAGCAAGAGAGUACAAAGUUCUGCUCGAAGGAAGCCUUUGCGAACGCAAGCUGAGUGAAAUUCACGCAGCACUCGGAAAUCGAGAAAGUUCUCUCCAACAUCUGACUGCUUUCCGUAACUUGGCAACUCAAUCUGGAUGUCGUUCGCAAGAGCAAAUAUCACAUCACGUUUACGCAUGGUGUCUCCAACAACUAUAUACCAACGGUGUAGCUGGAAAGGGGGAUAUUGAAAGAGCCAUUGAAAUGACAAAGAAGUCGAGAGAACUCGUGGGAACCUACAAAAAGCUAUUCAAACCCGGUGAUCCAGGAGGACCACAUCAUAUCAGAUUAGCUCAGUUGUUUACUCUUGAAGCACAGCUAGAAAAUCAGCUAGGAAAUAACGAGAAGGCUUUGCAUCUGCUAGACAAGACGGAUCGAUUGCUCAGACCGAAUGAUAAAUCAACUCGAUUUGAAAUGCUGCGAACGAAGUGCAGUAUUGUGCCAGUCUCCAGAAGGGUGGAUAUAGCAGAACUCAUGGAUGACGAUGCUCCAGAAGACAAAAAGGCUCAAACCCUAUGUGAAUUAUCUCAUCAAUACAUUCUCGCAAAUCGUCUGGAAAAGGGAUACAAAUCACUUGCUCAGGCAUACAUUUUUCAUGAAAAGCAACUUUCUCCAACGGAAAAAGAGGAUACCACUAAACGGUUAUGUAUUAUAUACCGCCUUGUGAAAUACUCUAGGAUCCUCAAAAAUACCAAGCUGGAGCCUAAACUUUCAAUGUGCGAACUUCACGAAGCUGUCGGAGAUUUGUACGAUCAGUAUUUCCGAACACUCAUGGAUAAGGAGAAAAAAGAGUACAGACAAUACAUCAGAGAUAAUAUUCUUAGAAAUUAUGAAAAAAUGCUUGAAUGCAAACGGAAUGAUGAAGAUGAGCUUCGAGCUUUCCUUGGAAUGGCUCUUGUCUAUGAAGAUUUGGAUGAACAUGCUAAAUCGAAAAACAUGUUUGAGAAGAGACUGGAUCUAUUGAAAAAGACGGGAGCAGCAGCAGAGAAGAUUCUUGACACGAAAGUAUCGAUAUUCGGUUGCAUGUGCAAAUUGAAAUCAUUCGGUCUGGAAAAAGUCUUCGAUGAUCUUUCAAAAGAAGUUGAAGAAUUUGAUAUCACCAAACGAGAAUUGUAUGACACUUGGGCAAACUAUUUGUUAGAUAAUGGAGAUGAUGAGAAAUCCCAAAAGUGGAGGAAGGCUGCUGAUGAAAUACCAGAUACUCUGAUCAAGGACGAAGAUGAUGAGACAGACAUUCUGUAUGGAAGACUUCCCGAUGAAGAGAUUCUAGAAAGAUGUCGCGAGGAAAACGAGCUGCUGAAGCUCGAUAAUUUGACAGAACAUCAAAAGCAUAAAACGAACGACAAGGGUGAAACUAUCUUACAUCAAGCUGCUCAGAAGUCGGACAAUGAAGGUGUAGUUGAGAAACUGUGCAGAAUGGGUUGUAAAGUGGAUGCGAGGGAUUUCGGUGGUUGGACUCCACUGUCGGAAGCAGUUGCUCAUGAUCAUCUGGAAAACGUGCGUGUUUUGAUUCGAUAUGGAGCAGAUGUAAAUGCUAGAAGUGCAGAAUCGUUUAUAUCAGAAGAAUCCCAAAGUUCUUCUGAUGAUCUAAACCAUUCGAAAUUAACUCCCCUUAUGGAAGCAUGCACAAACGGUUUCAUUGAUAUUGCAAUGUUGUUGAUUGAUAAUAAAGCGAGAGUUGAUCUCAAAGAUAGUGCUGGCUGGACAGCCUACCAACAUUUGAGACGCUAUGUUAAUGAGAAUGGAGGUAACGAGAGAAUGAUGAAGUUUUGCGAAUAUCUCAAAAAUCGAACAUCUCAGUGCACCGAUAUUCCGGCUCUCACCAUUCGAACUACGAACAGACAUGAAGAGGCUCACUCUGAUGAUUCACCUCCGGAUGAAAUUGAAGAUAAUAUCAUUCUAGGGAUGGCAGCUUCUCGAAAACGGAGAAACUCAAACAACUCGGAUAAUUUCAGUAACUCUUCAAAGCGAGUUCAGCGGAGAAGCGGCGAAAACACUAGACCUUCUCCACAACCGCCAGUUCCAUCUCGUCCAUUUAAAAAGCGCAGCACUCAGCCAUCCAUGCCAUCCUACUGUCAGCCAAAACGAUUAGAUCAUCGGAAUUCAUCGUCUUCAUUAAAUUCAAUCCCACGAGGGUCGAAUUCUCCACGGCGGUCUAUAUCACCAACUGCGACGAUUCGUUCUGCUCCUUCUGUUUAUGCAGACGAUGAUGAUGUACAAGUUGUCAGAAUGAGAAAAGUAAACGCCAUCCCUCAAAUAGCCCUUUCCAGUAAGACAUCUCCAUCUGUUCAACGGUUAAUUCCAUCGCCAAGAGCUCAAAUCGAUCCAAAAAGUACGGAUAUGAUUGUCAAAUGUUUCUUCCAACUCCCUCCUGGAAAUGCGUCUGAUGAGAUUCGACCUGUCAAACUGCCAAUGAGAAGAUCCCUCUCUAUUGCAGAAGUGAAGAAAGCUGUGAUGACCAGCGUUCCUACUGUUUCGCUAUUCAAAAUAAAAAGUGUUUUCAACAAAGAAGACGAAGACAAAUGCAGUAUUGAUGAGCUUACGUUAUCUCAAGUAGUUCAUAAACCAGAUCAAAGAGAAAUCGGUCUUGUAUUUGAAUUGCGUGCUCCUCCCGCCCACGAAGUGUAUGAGGAAAUUUCCAAAAAUCCGAAUCCGGAAAUUAUCAACGAACUGAAACAACUGUCGACUGCAAAACGUCUGGACCUCUCUUCUCUCUUUCUUAACAAUCUGGAAAUGUCAGAGGUGGCGAAGAGUUUGAGCAAAUGUGAACGACCCCAGAAUUCUUAUUUGAAUAUCAGUUUCUGUGGUGUGUUUCCCAAGAAGAUGAAGCAAAUUUUCAAGAUCUUAUCGAUGAAUAGAACUAAAAACAAACUAGAACAUCUGGAGUUGUUCGGAAUAGAUUUCCGUGACGAGGGGCAGAUUCUGAAGAUUCUUAGCAACUGUUCGAAUGUGAAAUCGCUGAACCUCUCCGGAUUAAAUGUGGCUACACACUCGUACAACAACUCAUUGAUACCAGCUACCAUCACUGCUUUUCCAAAUCUUGUAAAACUGGAUUUGAGCUUCAAUUCUUCGUGGAUUUCUGAUCAAAAUUGGGUUCAGAUGCUAAAAGGACUGGAAAAGUUAGAAGAGCUGAUUAUAAACGAGACGAACACUAAUGUGACAUUCGAGACUGAUUGGCUUCCGAGUCUCUCUUCGUUUAGCUCGCGGGGAUCUGAUCUAAACUGGGAUUCAAUUUUCGAGAUGCUCUCUAUUUCUGAACAAAUCUCACGAAUCGAUGUUCGAUUUUCGACCUGUCCACCUAUUCUACCGCAAGAGCUACGGAUCGGAAAUCACAGAAUAACGGAAAUCUUGUAUUAG
Molecule: messenger RNA, 3543 nt
Organism: Caenorhabditis briggsae
Lineage: Eukaryota; Metazoa; Nematoda; Chromadorea; Rhabditida; Rhabditidae
Exons: 20
Coding region: 1-3543 (1180 amino acids)
Molecular function (GO): protein binding
Source: RefSeq, a predicted model, not a curated record